CUCGGAUGCCAGUUCCAUGGCACCAUUCUGACCUGAGCCACGACGCUUAACGAUUCCAUGCCAUACGCAUCAAUGGCUGACUUUUACUUUCGCGCAAUUUUUUAAACUAUCGCUGGUGUUGUGUGUGAUGUGAUAUGCAAGUUGACCGUUUAAAUAUGUUACUCUCUGUACUUUUCUGGAGUUAUGCGCUUGCGCCGGCGACCGCCCAAGUGGAACGACGCUGCGGGCACCCGGCCGUGCCGGCCAACGCAAGGGUGUCCCUGCCAGCCGGGGCCAUAGCCCCGGGCACCAUCGCCACUUACGAAUGCGACGAGGGGUACGAGCUGUUCGGCGCACACCUGAGGGAGUGCACCAUUAGGGGCGACUGGACUGCGGAACAACCAUUUUGCGGCACAAACGUCGCGUUCAGAAAGCCAGCGAACCAGUCGACGACGGUGCGCGGGGGCAGCGCCAGCAACGGUAACGACGGAGAGAAGACGACGGAGCAUGAUGGAAAGAGAUGCAGCGAAACUCAGAGGGAGGCCUCACCCUGGUGGCAGGUGGACCUGCUGCGGCACUACGCGGUCAAAGUUGUCCGGGUUACUACUAGAGGAUGCUGUGGACAUCAACCACUACAAGACCUUGAGAUCAGGGUUGGCAAUAGCAGCUCAGACCUUCAGAGAAACCCUCUUUGUGCUUGGUUCCCUGGCACCAUUGAUGAAGGGGUAACGAAGACAUUUACGUGCGCGCGACCUCUGGUCGGGCAGCAUGUGUUUCUUCAGCUAGUGGGCGUUGAGGGGUCUCUGUCUCUGUGCGAAGUCGAGGUGUUCACCACCGAAGAGUUUUCCAACGACCGCUGCGCGCCGCCUGGGGCUUCCGCAGACAUCGAGCUAGCGGCUUUCUCCAGGAACUGUUAUGAGUUCAACGUGGCCAGGGGUGGCUCUUUCGAGGAGGCCAGGAAACAGUGCCGGUCCCACGGCGGAGACCUCAUACACGGCUUCCAGGGCGCCACAUCCAGCUUUCUGACCCAGGAAUUGGAACGGAGGAAGGUCAACCUGAAGACGCAGCUGGUCUGGAUCGGGGCGCAGAAGGAGCCUGGCUUGACUUCUAGAACUUGGAAAUGGGUUGAUGGUGAGGUGGUAUCCAGGCCCACAUGGGGCAAGGACCAGCCGAACAACUAUAAUGGCGAACAAAACUGCGUGGUGCUCGACGGCGGGCGCGCCUGGCUCUGGAACGACGUGGGAUGCAACCUGGACUACCUCCACUGGAUCUGCCAGUACCUGCCUCCAUCUUGCGGCAGUCCGGACAAACUGCUGAACACGACAAUCGAGGGGAAUGACUACAAAGUCGGCGCUUCGAUAGCAUACAGAUGUCCAGAGGGCCACAUGCUGGUCGGCGACAAGACCAGAACGUGUGAGAAGGACGGCUUCUGGUCUGGAGCUGCUCCCAGCUGCAAGUAUGUGAAUUGCGGUGGACUGACACCAAUCCAAGAUGGCGAAGUGACAUUAGUCGAUUCACGCACCACCCACGGUGCAAAGGCAGUUUACUCUUGUCGAGAGAACUACACCUUGGUCGGAGAAGCUGAUAGGGUUUGCGGCGACGAGGGAGCGUGGUCUGGCGAGGCUGCGAAGUGUUUGUUCGACUGGUGUCCCGACCCACCGCCUGUGGCGGGCGCUUUGGUAGCGGUCAGCGGGCACAAGGCGGGGGAUUUGGCGACCUACACCUGUCAAAACGGCUUCAUCUUGUUUGGACCACCGAGUGUAACUUGUUCUCUCGGCGGGCUGUGGUCCGGUACUCCCCCGUCUUGCAAGUACGUGGACUGCGGCACUCCCGCGCAGGUCCACAAGGGCUCCUUCCAGCUGCUCAAUGGCACCACCACGUACGGGUCGGUUGCCCAGUUCAGUUGCGACGCCGACUACUGGCUGGCUGGCGCCGAGGAGAUCACCUGCAACAGGGACGGGAAAUGGUCGCAUGACAUACCUACUUGUGAAUUGAUAUCGUGUCCGGACCCCGAAGUGCCGGCGGGCGGGUACAUGGAGGCGUACGACUACAACGUGCACUCAACCAUCGACUUCCACUGCGAGCGCGGCCACAGGUUGCUGGGCGAGUCCACUCUCACGUGUCAGCAAGACGGCGAGUGGUCUGCCGACUCGCCCAAAUGCGAAUAUGUGGACUGCGGCAAAUUGCCGUCGCUGCCGUACGGCUCAGCGGAGCUCCUCAACGGCACUACCCACCUGGGCAGCGUGAUCCAGUACUCCUGUACCACCAACUACCGCCUCAUCGGACCCGUCCGACGGAUCUGCACUGAGGACCACCAAUGGAGCGACUCUUCUCCUCGUUGCGAAGAAAUCCGCUGUCCCGACCCCGUUGUGCCCGAAAACAGUAUAGUAUCCGUGACGGGUAACGACCGCAUGCACGGACGUACGCUCAUCCGCACGUCCGUCAGUUCGACGUCCGGCAACACGUAUCGCAUCGGAGCACUAGUCAAGUACCGCUGCGAGAGGGGAUACAAGGUGGUGGGGGAAAGUCUGUCGACUUGCGACGACAACGGCCAGUGGAGCGGCACCACGCCUCGUUGCCAAUAUGUGGACUGCGGCAACCCCGGACGACUGGAGAACGGGCAAGUAACUCUGGCGACCAACGCGACCUACUACGGUGCGGCGGCGCUGUACGAGUGCGCAGAACACUGGCAGCUGACUGGCGUCUCCCGCAGGCUAUGCCAGGACAACGGCACUUGGAGCUCAGAGCCGCCGCUAUGCAAAGAAAUCACGUGUCCGGACCCGGCUAUCCAAAUCAAGGGCAGCGCGGGGCUGGUGGUGGUGACGUCGACCCUCAGCAUCGGCGGGGAGGCGCACUACCGCUGCGACAGGGGCUACAGCCUCAAAGGCAACCAGACCAGGACAUGCUCCCCGAGAGGACAAUGGGCCGGAGCCCCGCCUGUUUGUAUACCGAUCGACUGCAAGGCCCCGACUCAGAUCGACAACGGACGCAUCAUAAUUGCGAACAGUUCCACACUUUUCGGCAGCUCAGUGGAGUACCACUGUCUGCCGGCGUUCCAGCGCGUCGGUCCCUUCCUCAGGAAGUGUCUGGACGACGGCCGAUGGUCCGGAGACGAGCCCAGCUGCGAACUCGUCAGCAAUGAGGCUGCUGAAAACGGAACGUUACCACUCAGCGUGGGCGUGGGGUGCGGGAUCGUGCUUUUCUUACUGCUGCUUCUUGGAGUUGUUUACUUGAGGCUUCGCAAAGCGACCCCAGUGAAAAAUACGGAAAACAUAGAGGGCGCUGAAAGGAAAGAGGAUCAAAACGCGGCCGUCAUGAGUUACGCCACGCUUCACGACACAAACGGACGACACAUUUACGAUCACGUCACGGAUAAUGUGUACGACUCGCCUUACAGCGAGAGGAUCACAGACAACACCGAGUACGGGAGAAGGAGCGACACUGACUCAGCUUACGAACCAGAACCGACGGGACCGAAUGCCGUCGUCACCAUUAAUGGCGUCGCAGUACGCUGAAAAAAACAAAUCCAAAAACAGUGUUGUAUUAAAGAGCGGCUUCGGUCAUCCGGCCCGAAGGACCAUCUAGUAACCAAUACAAAGUGUCGAGUUAAUUCGUCCUAGUGUCAUAAAAUGCUUUUUUUUUUAUUGGUGUUUACUACGUGUUCCUGUAAAUGCUGAGCGUUACCUUGAUUGCGAAAUUAUAAAGUGUGUUACCAUUUUAGACUUUCACUUUGUAGGAUUUAAUCUCAGGUCAGACGAAGUUUGAGGACUAUAUUGUGUUCAGCGUGACCAACCCUUACUAGGUAUUGAACCAAAGAUGUAAAUGUGUUGGAAUUGUAUGGAAUAAAAAAAUAUAAUUAGUUAUUUAAUUUGAAGUCAUGGGACUGCGAAUUUUCGUUGAUAUUAGUAAUCUUAAUACGAAUAUUAAAAUGUUUAGUAAAACAUUCGACACUAAGUACUGAUUUAUCCCGAAAAUAAAUACGAAAAUACGCAGUCAAGAAUCAUUUUUAUUUAGCUUAUAUCUGUUUUAAAGUGAACAAAAUCCUUAGCUUAGCUAUGAAAUUACUAUAUUUAUUGUUGCGUCUCGAUGUAUCUUUAGAAUUAAUAGUUAAGGAUAGGUAGAUAGUAAUUGAUGCCAAAAUAACAUUUCUCCAGUAUUUUACAUGCCGACAUCAUUGUCGAAAUACAAAACUGCAUAGAAAAUUUACUGUAACGACUUUCCUCAAUAAACUAUGCAUACUGCAUAAUAUAAUAUUGACGCAGUUAAUUAGUACACAAAAAAACAAGAGCUUUGCCGAUAUAUUACACAUCUUGCCGCAAAGUGGGCAAACAUUGAAAAAUAACGUUUUCUUUUUGUAAAUAUGCUAAAAUGAGGCCUAACGCGGAGAGAUUUCGCGACCGCUAACAUUUUUUUACGUUUGUGUUGUGUGCAUGUGCGUAACUAACCUAACGCAACACUAGCGCCUCUAGCGGCGAAUUUUGAUUUUCAACUGCCCAUACUAGCACAAAUACUGUGACAAUAUAGGUAUUAAAGGCUUUUCUUCGUGUCGCGCGUGUCUUCUUAUAUUUUGCUUAUGUAUAAUCUAUAUUGAUUCAGAUCCAUGUAUGUAUGACGAGCCAUAAAUUGAUAGUAAAAGAUAACUAUAUACAUACUAUAUAUAUAUACGCUUCUUUGUAAAUAUCUAGUGUUAUAAGCAAAGUAUGAAUUAAAUUUUAAACUAUCCUUUUAGUGUGAUUUAUCUUCCAACCAUUUAUUUUUAGUAUGUACCUGUUGCAAAUAAUUGUGACCCAAAAUAACCUUUCCAUUGCAGAGUUAUUUAACAGGUGAAAAAAAUAAACAUAUUAAUAAUUACUGUUAAUAAAUGUACAAUAUGUGUACUGAAUUAUUGAUUUUGACAGACGGUACAUUUUAUAUUAAUACAUUUUGUCAUAAGGUCAUAAUAAUUUUCGUGAUAAAGUUGCAAAAUGUGAAUGUAGCGUUCCUGCUUCAAUAAUUUAAUUUUUGGUACAUGGAUAACUUUUUCGUUUGUUGUCUAUGGACAUGAUAGACGUACGCAUUAAAAUGUGAUUAUAUUUAUGUAAUGUAAGUGUUCACUUUCUACAAUUAAUUAUGUCUUUAGUAAUCAUUAUUUGUUAUACUUUUGUAUGUACGAAACAUUUUACAUUUAAUAAUUCUAGAUCAGUUCGUUAAAUAAAUGUAUUGGUUAUA
Molecule: messenger RNA, 5187 nt
Organism: Plodia interpunctella (Indianmeal moth)
Lineage: Eukaryota; Metazoa; Arthropoda; Insecta; Lepidoptera; Pyralidae
Gene: fw
Product: furrowed
Exons: 18
Coding region: 135-3494 (1119 amino acids)
Source: RefSeq, a predicted model, not a curated record